This is a messenger RNA of Prunus armeniaca (apricot), 348 nucleotides long. NCBI's taxonomy places the organism in Eukaryota, Viridiplantae, Streptophyta, Magnoliopsida, Rosales, Rosaceae. The record is from the annotation of a GenBank genome assembly.
AUGUCGUCCGAGGACGAAGAGCUCUAUGGGGAUGAUGAGGAGUAUGUUGAUGAUGAGUACUUAGAUGAUUUGGCGGAGGAAGCUGUGGAACACUUAGAGAAAGAAUGCAAUGAAGAGAUGGCCAAGUUUGAGAAUGAACUAAAAGUGGGCAAGGUCAAAGUGAAGUUUGGAGACUUUGACGAGGUAAAUGCCAUGGUUGUUACACUCCCACUAUUUUUCGAAGCUCGGCCGGAUCAACCUAAUUACAUGGACAGAGAUGUGUUUAAUAAGGUUGACUCCAUGGUCCAAAUGGAAGGGGCCAAAGAAAUUGAGGUGGCCCAAGAAAUUCAAAAGGAAGGGAAUGCCUAA